Molecule: messenger RNA, 945 nt
Organism: Synchiropus splendidus (mandarinfish)
Lineage: Eukaryota; Metazoa; Chordata; Actinopteri; Syngnathiformes; Callionymidae
Gene: gamt
Product: guanidinoacetate N-methyltransferase
Exons: 6
Coding region: 154-861 (235 amino acids)
Biological process (GO): creatine biosynthetic process
Cellular component (GO): cytoplasm; nucleus
Molecular function (GO): guanidinoacetate N-methyltransferase activity
Source: RefSeq, a predicted model, not a curated record
UUGACCCGAGUGAACCAGCCGUUCCAACAGGCACGGGUUCAGCCCCCGCGCUUGAGUCAGCACUUCUGCGCCCAUAUAAAGCUCUGCCUACCGCUACCCGACCUCGUCUGAUCGCAGACCUCGUCAGUAGAACCAGCGCUACCUCCAGACAACAUGACCUCCACAGCCCAGCCCAUAUUCUCCAAAGGAGAGGACUGUAAAGCCUCCUGGCACGACGCCAGCGCCGGCUACAACGAAGCGGACACCCAUCUGGAGAUUAUGGGCAAGCCCGUGAUGGAACGCUGGGAGACCCCAUACAUGCACUCCCUGGCGACCGUGGCGACUUCGAAAGGUGGUCGCGUUCUGGAGAUUGGCUUCGGCAUGGCCAUUGCUGCCACCAAGAUUGAAUCAUUUCCCAUUGAAGAACACUGGAUAAUUGAGUGCAAUGACGGCGUCUUUGCGCGACUUGAGAUGUGGGCCAAGGAACAGCCGCAUAAGGUUGUCCCCUUGAAGGGUCUCUGGGAACAAGUUGUACCCACCCUGCCUGACAACCACUUUGAUGGUAUCCUGUAUGACACAUACCCACUGUCAGAGGACACAUGGCAUACUCACCAGUUCGACUUUAUCAAGGGCCAUGCCCACCGUUUGCUGAAGCCUGGUGGUGUUCUCACCUACUGCAACCUGACCUCCUGGGGCGAGCUGCUGAAGACCAAAUAUGAUGACAUCGAGACGAUGUUCCAGGAGACGCAGGUGCCACAUCUGCUCCAUGCUGGGUUCAAGACGGAGAAGAUCAGCACCACCACCAUGGACAUUCUUCCCCCCUCCGAGUGCAAAUACUAUUCUUUCCGCAAGAUGAUCACUCCCACCGUUAUCAAAGAGUGAAGGAUGUCUACAGCGCUGUAACGUCUUUACUUUACUGCCAGCCUCAUUGUCUGGAAUGUUUCAAUAAACCCCAAGUCAAUCAUU